AUGACAAAAGGAAAAGCGCUUUGUAAUGUUUACCAACGAAUACGUUACUUCGAUGAACCAUUUGCGUAUAUUUGCGCAAAUCAUCAAGUGGAAAAUUACUGCUCAUAUUGCUUGAGAAAACCGGAUAAAUGCAAACUUUACAAGUGUUCAAAAUGUAAAUUAGCAAGAUAUUGCAAUAAGGAAUGUCAAUGUUUGGCAUGGAAAAAGCUUCAUCGUGCCGAAUGUAAACGAUUAGAAGCGGUCUUUCCAAAUUUACCACUUUCUGAGGUGUUAUUUUUGAGUCGAAUAAUCGAUAAAGUAUUAUUCAUAGAACAAAAUGGUGACAAAUAUAAAUGGGAAAAAGAUAGGAAAUGGGUUGAUUUAAUGGGCCAUCAGGAGGAUAUUCGAAAUGAUCAGCUUAAAUAUGCUCAUUUCGAAAAAAUUUACGGCAAAAUGGCAACAUUUCGAAAGGACGAAAUGAUUGAAAAGGAGAAAUUUUAUGAAAUUUUUUGCAAAACAACAAUUAAUUCACAUUCAAUACAUACCAAUGCUGGCGAUGAAAUUGGUUUAGCACUUGAUUUAGGCGUAUCCGUCUAUGAUCAUUCCUGUCGUCCCAAUUGCUCGCUUGUUUUCGAUGGAUUUCAUGCCUAUCUAAGGCCAUUAACUUCAGAAACAAAUGCUUCGGAUAUAGUUAAAGCACGUAUAAGUUAUAUUGAUAUUGGUCGUUCACGAUAUCAACGUCAAAAAGAGCUUCAAUCAAAAUGGUAUUUUAAUUGUCAAUGUGAUCGAUGUGUUGAUCCUUCUGAUGCUAUUUUAACAUCAAUACGUUGCAUAAAUGAGCAUUGUGAUGAAGCAUUAAUUAUUACGGAAGAUUCGGAACCGAUAAAUAUCAAAUGUCCGAAAUGUAAACAAAUUACGGAUGAAAAUCAUGUAAAAAAAUGUCAAGAAUUGAUGCUUAACCUUCCGGUUCGAUUUAGUAUCGGAAGUAAAGCCAAAGAUAUUGAAGAAAAACUUAAUGAAGCAAUGAAAUAUUUGCAUUCCAAAAAUGUUUAUGUGACACGUUUAAAAGCGGCACUUCUUCACGUUACCGGAACGCUCAAGGAUAAUUUACUAUUCGUUCAAAAAAGUGUUUAUGAAAAUUACAGAUUAUGUUUUCCACAGUCUGAUAGACAUCUCGCAUAUCAAUUAUUGCAAAUUGUCAAAUCACAUAUCGAAAAGGGUGAAAGAAAAGAAGCUGUAUCAUAUGCAUAUGAGGCGAUGAGUAUAUUUGAAGUAUGCUUUGGUCUCAAUCAUCCUUAUUAUCUUCAAACUCUUGCCCUUUGGACAUUUCUGGAUCAGGAAAUUCCAAAAACAAAUGAUGAAUUGAUUGCAUUAAUGAAUUUCCAUUCUAACAAACCGGUUGAUCUGACAGAAAUUUUACUUAAGGAACAUUAA
This is a messenger RNA of Acanthocheilonema viteae, 1413 nucleotides long. The record is from the annotation of a GenBank genome assembly. NCBI's taxonomy places the organism in Eukaryota, Metazoa, Nematoda, Chromadorea, Rhabditida, Onchocercidae.